Elephantulus edwardii (Cape elephant shrew) is the source of this 1356-nucleotide messenger RNA. It is a transcript of the gene TFAP2C, whose product is annotated as transcription factor AP-2 gamma (activating enhancer binding protein 2 gamma). Gene Ontology annotation, molecular function: RNA polymerase II transcription regulatory region sequence-specific DNA binding; DNA-binding transcription factor activity, RNA polymerase II-specific. NCBI's taxonomy places the organism in Eukaryota, Metazoa, Chordata, Mammalia, Macroscelidea, Macroscelididae. The transcript is spliced from 7 exons. Gene Ontology annotation, cellular component: nucleus. The record is from RefSeq and is a predicted model, not a curated record. Bases 1 to 1356 code for a protein of 451 amino acids. Gene Ontology annotation, biological process: regulation of transcription by RNA polymerase II; regulation of cell population proliferation; anatomical structure development.
AUGUUGUGGAAAAUAACCGAUAAUGUCAAGUAUGAAGAGGACUGCGAGGACCGCCAUGACGCGAGCAGCAAUGGGAACCCGCGCCUCCCGCACCUCUCCUCCGCGGGACAGCACCUCUACAGCUCCGCGCCGCCCCUCUCCCACGCGGGGGUCGGGGAAUACCAGCCGCCCCCCUACUUCCCUCCUCCCUACCAGCAACUCGCUUACUCACAGUCGGCCGACCCCUACUCGCACCUAGGAGAAGCCUACGCCGCUGCCAUCAAUCCACUGCACCAGCCGGCGCCCACGGGCAGCCAGCAGCAGGCCUGGCCGGGCCGCCAGGGCCAGGAGGGCACCGGGCUGCCCUCACACCACGGGCGCCCGACCGGCCUGCUGCCGCCGCACCUCACGGGCUUGGAGGGAGGUGCCGUGGGCGCCCGCAGGGAGGCCUACCGCCGCUCAGACCUGUUGCUGCCUCAUGCACACCCGCUGGACACUGCAGGCCUGGCCGAGAACUUGGGACUCCACGACAUGACACAUCCGAUGGAGGAAGUGCAGAACGUUGAGGAUCAGCACUUGGCCUUGCAUGAUCAGACUGUCAUCCGCAAAGGUCCUAUUUCCAUGACCAAGAACCCCCUGAGUCUCCCCUGCCCGAAGGAGCUGGGGGGGGCCCUGAUGAACCCCAGUGAAGUCUUCUGCUCUGUCCCGGGAAGGCUGUCCCUACUCAGCUCCACUUCGAAAUACAAAGUGACGGUGGCUGAAGUCCAACGACGCCUCUCGCCUCCGGAAUGUUUAAACGCCUCCUUACUGGGGGGUGUUCUCAGGAGAGCCAAGUCGAAGAAUGGGGGCCGAUCGCUGCGGGAGAAACUGGACAAGAUCGGGCUGAACCUUCCUGCGGGCCGUCGUAAAGCUGCUCAUGUGACUCUCCUAACAUCCCUCGUAGAAGGUGAAGCUGUCCAUUUGGCGCGGGACUUUGCUUACGUCUGUGAAACCGAGUUUCCUAGUAAACCUGUAGCUGAGUACUUGACUCGACCGCACUUAGGAGGACGGAAUGAGAUGUUAGCGCGGAAGAACGUGCUUCUAGCCGCCCAGCAAGUGUGUAAGGAAUUCACGGACCUCCUCAAUCAGGACCGAACACCCAACGGCAACAGUCGGCCCACCCCAGUCUUGGAGACAAACAUACAGAACUGCCUGUCGCAUUUCAGCCUCAUUACCCAUGGAUUCGGGAGCCAGGCCAUCUGUGCCGCCAUGUCCGCUGCCCAGAACUAUAUCAAGGAAGCUUUGAUCCUAAUAGAGAAAUCAUACCUGAACUCUGGAGAACAGAGCCCCCCUGACUCCAACAAGACCCUGGAGAAAAUGGAGAAGCACCGGAAAUAA